AUGCCUUGCGGCAAGAAGAAUGUUGAGCAAAGUUGGAUGAGCAUUGACGGUCACGAAGUCGUACUGCAGAGUGUUCCCGUCAGCCUGCGUGGUGAUCUUCGUCUGUGGGGUCUUGAUCCCAGAUCCCAGAAAGGCAUCGUGGAGGGAGGGUCCAAGGGUUGA
Messenger RNA from Diaporthe citri, 162 nucleotides. RefSeq lists its product as uncharacterized. Bases 1 to 162 code for a protein of 53 amino acids. The record is from RefSeq and is a predicted model, not a curated record. The transcript has 2 exons. NCBI's taxonomy places the organism in Eukaryota, Fungi, Ascomycota, Sordariomycetes, Diaporthales, Diaporthaceae.